CUUUUGUAAUGAGUCAGGACUGCUUCUCUGUUACUCUGUAUAUAUACCCGAUCAUGGACUGAACUUGAUUUUGCAGGGGGUGAGCUGGCGAAUCGUUUCUGGAUCUCGCUUGUUGUCUUUUUCUAAACUCUGCCCGGUUAUCAAUCAAAUAAGAACACUCAUGGAUAUUAUGGAGAUAUAGAAAGCACGAAUGACUUGUCGAGGAUUUAUUUGACAGCCCUUCCUUGUGAUGGCUUCUAAAAGUGUUCUGCAUAUAGCUUGUGGAAUAUGUAUAAAUCUCUUCCUGAUUUGCGCAGUCACAGCACAAGAUCCUUGUGAUAGUGGCCCUUGUAUUCCCCCGUCUACCUGUGUGUCAGGAGGGGGUCGGUUCUUAUGCCUGUGCUCCCAGAGCAGAGGGGACAGUCCAACCUUCUAUCAGGGAUCUACCUGUGAUCAGUCGACUCAAUCAACUUGCGGUGAGACAUUUUCCGACACCACUGGAGAGAUUCUCAGUCCCUCCUAUCCCGCUAACUACCCCAACCUCCAGGAGUGCGUUUACCUCGUCAGGGUGCUUGGUGCGUUGGACAUCACAUUCUACGUCAAUGAUCUGGAGAUCGAAACCACUCCUGGGAGCAGUGAUAAUGUCAUCAUUGGUCCAGGAUCGACUGUUGAUGUGAAUGGCGAAGGAGCCGUUCAAUCGUCAGGGGACGCUUUCACAGUAAGCUCUGAUCAAGCGUGGAUCUAUUUCACCUCGGAUCGAGAUACGAGCUUCAGAGGAUUUAACAUCACAUAUGAUUCAGAUAGAGACAACUGCAGAGACACCCCGUGCAAUAACAAUGGAACCUGCACUGAUCAAGAGUAUGACUAUAAUUGCAGUUGCUCAGAUGGCUGGACUGACAAAAAUUGCACUACAGAUAUCGACGAGUGUGAGGUUGUAGACUGCAUCAAUGGCGGCGUUUGUGAAGACAUGAUCAAUGGUUUCACCUGUAUCUGUAUUGAUGGAUUCUUUGGCACCUUCUGUGAAAUAAAUAUAGAUGAAUGUUCACCAAACCCAUGUAAAAAUGGCGCUACUUGUAUCGACGGGAUUGCUGGAUUCUCCUGCAUAUGCGCACCAGGUUACACCGGAAUCGAAUGUGAAGAAGAUAUUAAUGAAUGCAACUCUAAUCCUUGUUUGAACGGCGGCCGUUGCUCAGAUAAGGUUGAUAGUUUUCUGUGUAUCUGCGAUCUUGGAUUGACGGGAUCCAUAUGUGAAAUAGACAUCCAGGAAUGUGCUAGCAAUCCUUGUAAGAAUGGAGGCACUUGUAGAGAAGUUGGCCUGAACGCCUACACGUGCUCCUGUGCUCCUGGAUAUUCUGGUCCAACCUGCCGAGAAGAUAUCAAUGAAUGUGCCAGCAACCCUUGUCAAAAUGGAGGAGCAUGUGCGGAUGAAAUCAACGGAUUCUUGUGUGACUGCUCUCCUGGUUUCAACGGGACAACCUGCCAAUUUAAUAUCAACGAAUGUGCAAGUACCCCGUGUCAAAAUGGAGCAAUUUGUAUAGAUGAAAUCAAUGGAUAUCGAUGUGACUGCCGGGUUGGUUUCAACGGAACGAAUUGCGAAUCUAAUAUAGAUGACUGUUUACCGAACCCUUGUCAAAAUGGAGCAACCUGUAUCGAUGGGAUUGGUGGAUUCACCUGCACAUGCGCACCAGGUUAUACAGGUCCCUCAUGUGAUGAAGAUAUCGACGAAUGUAAGAGUAAUCCGUGCCAAAAUGGUGGUAGUUGUACAGAUGUAGUCAAUGGAUAUCUCUGUGUAUGCUCACCCGGGUAUAAUGGAUCUGAGUGUACAUCAAAUAUUGAUGAAUGUGCAUCGAACCCCUGUCAGAAUGGCGGUACUUGUGCGGAUGUAAUCAAUGGGUAUCAGUGCACCUGCUCUCCAGGAUAUACAGGAUCAGAUUGCGCUUCAGAUAUCAAUGAAUGUGCAAGUAACCCGUGUCAAAAUGGAGGAAACUGUAUGGAUGAAAUCAACGGCUACAACUGUGACUGCUCACCGGGUUACACUGGAACAGAAUGUGCAUCAAAUAUCGAUGAGUGUGCAUCAAACCCUUGCCAAAAUGAUGGUACGUGUACGGAUGAAAUCAACGGCUACAACUGUGAUUGCACACCGGGUUACAAUGGAGCAGAAUGUGCAUCAAAUAUCGAUGAGUGUUCCUCGAACCCUUGCCAGAAUGGUGGUACUUGUACGGAUGGAAUCAAUGGAUAUCAAUGCGCCUGCUCUCCAGGAUAUACAGGAUCAAAUUGCGCUUCAGAUAUCAAUGAAUGUGCAAGUACCCCGUGUCAAAAUGGAGGAAACUGUAUGGAUGAAAUUAACGGUUACAACUGUCAAUGUUCACCAGGUUUCACUGGAGCAGAGUGUGCAUCAAACGUCGAUGAGUGUGCAUCGAACCCCUGUCAGAAUGGAGGCACGUGUGCAGAUGAAAUCAACGGAUAUCAAUGCGAUUGCCUGCCAGGUUAUAACGGAUCAGACUGUGAAUCGAAUAUCAACGAAUGCGCCAUUAACCCGUGUGAAAACGGAGCAAUGUGUAUAGAUGAAAUCAAUGCAUAUCGAUGUGACUGCCUGGUUGGUUUUAACGGAUCGAAUUGUGAAUCUAAUAUAGACGACUGUUUACCGAAACCUUGUCAAAAUGGAGCAACCUGCUUUGACGGGAUUGGUGGAUUCACCUGCACAUGCGCACCAGGUUAUACAGGAUCCUCAUGUGAUGAAGAUAUCAACGAGUGUGAAAGCAACCCGUGUCAGAAUGGCGCCGCGUGUACCGAUGAAGUCAAUGGAUAUACUUGCAAUUGCUCUGCAGGUUAUACAGGAACGCAUUGUGCAUCAGACAUCGAGGUAUGUCAGAGUAUCACAUGUUUGUAUGGUGGUGUAUGCAGUGACUUAAUCAACGGAUAUCGUUGUGACUGCGCCCUUGGUUAUACUGGAUCAAACUGUGAAACAGAUGUGAACGAAUGUGAAAGUAGCCCUUGUCUCAAUGGAGGAGCCUGUGAGGAUGAAGUCAAUGGUUAUACGUGUAACUGCUCUCAGGGAUACUACGGGGAAAACUGUGCCUCUGUUUCCGAUGUCUGUAGACCCUGGUCAUGUUCUAACGGAGGCACAUGUGUGAGCCUAGUUCAAGGUUCUACUGACUACAUUUGCGAGUGUCCUGUUGGAUAUUUCGGAGAUCGAUGUGAAAUCGAUAUCAACGAAUGUAGCAGUCUACCCUGUCAAAAUGGUGGCACUUGUGUAGAAGGAGUCGGUGUAUACCAAUGCAAGUGCAGACAAGGGUACUCCGGUAGGAAUUGUCGAACAGUUGGAUUCUGUGACCUUUCGGGUGACUGGUACAAUGAAUGUAACGAUCGUAUAGACAUUGACCUAACUUCAACCGGACUGAUCCUUGGGGAUUACAUUACCGAUCUCGCCAACUCUACUGGUCAAGGGCCUCUAGGCCACCUCAUAGGCUACGCAUCACGUCGCUAUCAUUAUACCACCUUCGGUUUUACGCUCUCCGAAGAUGGAGGUAAGAAGGUAACCACGUGGACUGGCCAGUGUGCGCUGUGCGGGGGUGAAGAAAUCCUUUUUACGAUGUGGACUUCGUGUAAGAGAACGAAUGGCUGUGAAGACGCGAAGAAAUCGUUCGGAGUAGGGCAAGAUAAAUGGACGAGGUAUAAACAAAGUAUGGCACCAGCGAGGAAACCGUAACCCCCUCUCUUGCUUCGUGCAUGUAGAACCAUGCAUAUCGCCAUACAUUUCAUUUAUGUGCUAUAAGUAUGAUAACAUAUAUGGUUACGGCAGUUGAGCAGUUGUUGCACUUGUAUAGUUUUGUAUUGCUCAUCACAUUUGGAUUGAUGUUUAUGUGACGUAAUAUAUAAAGUAGAAGUAGAUAUGUCGUGGUCUAGUGGUUACGUCACCAGACUGUUGAUCACAUGGUUCGCGGUUCGAGUCCCGCCGCGACACUAAUGUCCUUUGGCAAGACAUUCAUCUGAAUUUUCCACUCUCGACCCAGGUGUAGUAGAUGGAUACUUGGCAGGGAUUUAUUUAUUGAAUGCUUUUACCGACUUAGGGUAUAGCUGGGUUAAAGCCAGCGUUAUAAUAUUACUUUAUAGGCGCCUUGUACAUGCCAAGGGAUGGAUGAGUGCGCAAUAUAUAUGUAGCUAUUAUAUUAUUAUCAAAUCAAGAGAGAUUUCUAAAAACACCCUUCUAUUUUCGAAGCCUAAUAUUUUAUAGUUAGCGUCAGACAAAGGAUCUUUACAGUGCAUAACCCACUAUCGCAAUGUCCCUGUCAGCUCAACGGCAUAAUGAUACAAAGGUUUUUUUUUUUAAUGAUACAGCUUGAUGCUGCAAUUUCAUUAUGGUAACAGAUGUACGAGAAUAUUGUAAAAAGAAAAGCUUGUGCAAAUACUCGUAUCAGUACUGUUUUUGUUCUGUAAUAAUGUGUGGUAGACCGAUUAAAUACGACUUCUAAGAUUCUAUAUAUAAAUAAUAAACUUAGAAGUUGGGAGGUUAUUAUAUGUAUUAUCAGUAACAAUUUCUAAAAUUGCUCUAAAAUUGCUUAUUUCUGCAUACAUUGUAUUUUUUAAGGGAUGUGAAAUAAAUCAUUUAAAUUUGAAGACACAAAUGAAUUUGAAUGGAAUAUACAUACAUAUAUAUUGCCUAUUUAUUGUGCUUGUUAGAAGGGCUCAUUGUCUUGGAAAUGCAUGUAAUGUCUCCUUUUUGUGCCUGAGCCCCUUAAAAACAUAUAGAGCUACGUCACGUUCGUCCUUUUUUUUAAAACAAAAUGGCGUUCAAUUUUCUUUCUAGUUAGAGCUGCUUAGCUCAGAUUUGAAUAUAAAUGUUCGUCUGCUAACUGCUUCGUUAUAGUGGUAAAAGAACGGCAUAUAAUAUCAUGGGUUAUCGUAAUUCUUCUACGAAGGGACUCUUUGCUUCAGAUACUUAGCGUCAUUUAUGUUAAUGGUGACAAUCGUAUUUGUGCAUGGAAUACAACUGACCGUUAUUUUAAGAAGGCCCUAAUCUAGCAAUUUAAACGAUUAUUUGUAAUUAUAAAUGAUCAUUUGAUUAGUUUCAGUCACAAAAGGCAAUGCAAAUGUGAUAUUUUCCCCCUUUUCAAUUUUUGUCACAUAUUUGGGGGAUUCUACGCCCUCUAACGUUUGGGGUUAGGGGACCUGCCCCUGAUAGCAAUGUAGUUAUAUAUACGAAUUACUAUCUUGCUAAUGACGCCAUAAAUCCCUCCUGUUUUCAUAUUCAAACAUUAGACUGAAGUUUGGUGCAUGUGUGUUUUAAUAUUGUGAUACUCUAAUCAUUUUUACAAAUCAUCAUUUUUUAUACUAUGAUCAUAUAAUUUUUCAAAUAAAAUUAUUCGAUGA
Molecule: messenger RNA, 5349 nt
Organism: Strongylocentrotus purpuratus (purple sea urchin)
Lineage: Eukaryota; Metazoa; Echinodermata; Echinoidea; Camarodonta; Strongylocentrotidae
Product: fibropellin-1-like
Exons: 28
Coding region: 230-3688 (1152 amino acids)
Biological process (GO): establishment or maintenance of epithelial cell apical/basal polarity; heterophilic cell-cell adhesion
Cellular component (GO): protein-containing complex; plasma membrane
Molecular function (GO): calcium ion binding; biotin binding
Source: RefSeq, a predicted model, not a curated record